AUGAGUACAAAACAUGGAUUUUAUUAUAAAGAAGGACAUGAAGAACGAUUAUUUAUUGAUUCAACACCAGUUAAACAAGUUAUUGAUCGUUUAUCAUCACCACCAACACCAUUUAUACUCUAUAGUUUAAAUCAAUUUCAACAUAAUGUUAAUACUUAUCAACAUGCGCUUAAUGAUCUUGCACCAAUUCGUGCUCGAUUAUCCUAUUCAAUGAAAGCAAAUUAUAAUCCACAUUUAUUAUCAAUAUUAAAAUCUUCAAAAGUAAUGUUAACUACUGUAAGUGGUGGUGAAAUGCAAUUAGCUUUAUCGAAUGGUUUUGAACCAUCAAAGAUAAUUUUUAAUGGAAAUGGUAAAACUGAUGAAAGUAUUCAAAUGGCUAUUGAAUCUGGUGUUUUACUUAAUGUUGAUAGCUUAUUUGAUCUUGAAGUUAUACUUAAAUAUGCACGUCAAUUAAAUAAAAUUGCUAAUGUACUUAUACGUGUCAAUCCAAUAUUAGGUGAUUCUAAUGUACAUGCAUAUAACACAACUGCAUCAAAAACGAGUAAAUUUGGUACAAGUAUUGAUGAUUUAGAAUCAAUUUAUAAAUUAAUUGAAGAUAACCAUGAUAAAUGGAUACGGUUAUUUGGUUUUCAUUGUCAUUUAGGUUCAACCAUAUCUAAUACACAAGUCAUUGUUGAAUGUGUAGAAAAAAUGAUUAAAUUAUUUGAUAUGAAACGAUUUCAUCAUCUUCGUUUUCUUAAUAUUGGUGGUGGAUUGAAUAUUGAUUAUAAACGAUAUGCUAAUCGUACAGCAAAUGAACCUGAAGAACAUAUUUCAAUUCCAACUAUUGAAGAUUAUGUUCAAGCAAUCAAACAACCUUUACAAUCAAUUCCGAAUUCUAUUGAAAUAAUUGUUGAACCUGGACGAAGUUUAGUUGCCAACACCUGUGUUAUUAUAACACGUGUACUUGGACAAAAACAAACAGGUCCAAUACGACAACUUAUUGUUGAUGCAUCAAUGACUGAAUGUAUUCGUCCAGCUCUUUAUCAAGCAUAUCAUCAUAUUGAUACUGUUAUUUCAUCACCACAAGAAGAACGUAUAGCUUAUGAUAUAGUUGGGCCUGUAUGUGAAAGUGGAGAUUUUCUUGGUCGAGAACGAUGUUUACCAAAGAUAUUACAACGUGGAGAUUUUCUAGCAAUUUUUGAUACUGGUGCUUAUUGUUCAAGUAUGAGUUCAAAUUAUAAUAUGAGACCACGACCAGCUGAAUAUACAUUAGAUGAACAUGAACAAAUAAAAGUUUUAAAAAAACGAGAAACAAAUGAAGAUCUUUUACGGACUUAUUGUAUUGACUAG
Adineta steineri is the source of this 1332-nucleotide messenger RNA. Lineage: Eukaryota; Metazoa; Rotifera; Eurotatoria; Adinetida; Adinetidae. The record is from the annotation of a GenBank genome assembly.